UCCUUGCGCGCUCCCGUGCGCGCCCACCCGUCUGCCAUCCGAUCCUACCCCGGUCUAUUCGCUGACUCAGUGCCUUAAGCAGCAUCACCGUUCACCUGAACAGAGCUACAGCAUCCUCUGCGGAAAAAUACAUCAGCCAUGGCUAAAACAGCAACCGCAUAUAAAGAGAAGAUGAAGGAGCUGUCCGUCCUCUCCCUCAUUUGCUCCUGCUUCUACCCAGAGGCACGCAACAAGCUUGUGCGUGAAUUUGAAGACAUGGAGGUGAAACCUAUAAACAAACGGGCUUCUGGCCAGGCGUUUGAGGUGAUUCUCAAGCCUCUGUCUCCGGUGUCAGAUGUUGUCCACAACCUCCCCUCACCACCCAAGAGGGACAUCUCCUUGGAGGACAUUGAGAAGAAACUGGAGGCUGCUGAAGAACGGAGGAAGUAUCAGGAGGCCCAGGUGCUUAGGGCUUUGGCAGAAAAGCGUGAGCAUGAGAGGGACGUGUUGCUAAAGGCCAUGGAAGAGAACAGUAACUUCAGCAAGAUGGCCGAGGAGAAGCUGCAGCUGAAGAUGGAGCAGAUCAAGGAGAACCGUGAAGCCCAUCUGGCAGCCAUGAUUGAGCGUCUACAGGAGAAGGAGAGACAUGCAGCCGUGGUGCGCAAGAACAAAGAGCUGAGGGAAGAGCUGACAGCAUGAGCCUCACACAAGUCCUGACCUUCCAUGGUCCAUCAACGUCCCUCCAUCCAGUCCUGCCCCCAUCCUCACCCCGCUCUCACCCUCCUCAGAACAGACACCCAACCCUGGAGGCCGAGAGGUUCGAGGACCUCACCACCACAUCACAAUACACCACACCACCAGUACUCACUACUAUCAGUAUUAUCAGUGGAUACAAACAUCAAUAACACUCAUCUCGAGAGUUGAAUGGAUUUGUUGAUUUUAGAGAAAAAGUGAGAAUAUGGCUAUUAUUUUGUAAAUACUUUUUUCUUAAAAUCUAUCUAUCUAUCUAUCUAUCUAUCUAUCUAUCUAUCUAUCUAUCUAUCUAUCUAUCUAUCUAUCUAUCUAUCUAUCUAUCUAUCUAUCUAUCUAUCUAUGACGGUAGGUGAAGUACAUGCAAAGAUUAUACUGUACUGCACUGUACGAUUUCAAACAUUUUGUUUGUAAUUGAUUAAUGUUUCAGUUCUUGAAAUUUGACUUUGCAAUCAUUUUCUUGUGAAAGCCCUCGGUGUUGUGAGUUGGCUGACAUUUGCAGUGUUUCCUGAUGAUGUCAUGAUGAUGAUGUUUCUGUGUCUUUGUGAAGAAUGACGGUUGGUGUACCUAUAGACUACAGACUCCUCAUCAUAUCAACGUAUCCCAUCUGUAUCUUCCUCACGCACACACCUACUCAUUCUUGACACGCACACCGCUUGGAACUUAACAAUACGCCAAACCCACAGAUUCAUAAAGUGUCCACUUCCUCUGAAAUGAGCUUGAUAAUGAACUUGAUAGGUGCUUUAUUGUUAUUAAGAAUGUCUUUGCCCAAUGGGAGCAGCUGUUUAUACACUUGCAGAUUCCCGCUUACCCUGACAACUUUAUUUCUCAAUAAAUCCAUCUUUAGCCAAAUCAAUAGCUCUGUUACGUACACAGUAUUUGGGGAUUAAUCUUGUGAAUGUUAUGACACCAUACUGGUACCAUGCAUAUUGUCUUGGACAGUGGAAUGUGCUGUUGCUCUCCACCUUGAUAUUGGUAGUGUGAACUUAACUUGUGUCUGGGUGGGUAUGUGUGAAUGUGAAUUUACCACAAGGCAUCACUAGUCUCUGCUCUCGUUAGGGGAUUAGAUGGAGAAUGGAUGCAGGAUGCUUUACAUUCAGCACACUGAACUAGUCUCUUUUUAAUAUACAGCACCACUGAUAUCUGCCUUCAUCCUCUGCUGCUUGUGUUUCUCCCUUCAUAUAUUUCUCUGUGAAAGCUUUGCUGAAUAAAGGUUUGGGGUUCUGUGAACAUGGCAUGCACCAUCUUUCUGUGCUAAAAGAGGAGGAAAAAUGUAAACUGCCAAAUAAAUGAACCAGUUAUCUACACAUCAUGAGAA
Molecule: messenger RNA, 2047 nt
Organism: Siniperca chuatsi (mandarin fish)
Lineage: Eukaryota; Metazoa; Chordata; Actinopteri; Centrarchiformes; Sinipercidae
Gene: stmn2a
Product: stathmin 2a
Exons: 5
Coding region: 139-678 (179 amino acids)
Biological process (GO): neuron projection development; microtubule depolymerization; regulation of microtubule polymerization or depolymerization
Cellular component (GO): growth cone; neuron projection; cytoplasm
Molecular function (GO): tubulin binding
Source: RefSeq, a predicted model, not a curated record